Molecule: messenger RNA, 3456 nt
Organism: Limanda limanda (common dab)
Lineage: Eukaryota; Metazoa; Chordata; Actinopteri; Pleuronectiformes; Pleuronectidae
Gene: slc46a1
Product: solute carrier family 46 member 1
Exons: 6
Coding region: 203-1672 (489 amino acids)
Biological process (GO): transmembrane transport
Cellular component (GO): plasma membrane
Molecular function (GO): transmembrane transporter activity
Source: RefSeq, a predicted model, not a curated record
UUAUGGCGCGGAACUGCUUGAUAAGUUAACUCCUUUAACUUGAACUAAACUCAAACUCCGACGGCGCUAACUCUUCUAGCAUUAGCAUGGUUAUCUAGUUAGCAGUGAGAGAAUGACUAACUAGUUGGUUAGUGUGUGAAUCCUCAGGGGAGACUGAGUCCGAUACGUUCCCAGUUCAUGUUUACAGUCACAGCAGCUCGACAUGGAGGAGUCGGACACCGCAGCCAUUCUUCCCGCUGAUGUCCUCAACGCUACAUCCGAAGCGGAGCAAGCUGACGCGCCCACCGCCGCCGGGAGCUGCGACCCCCGACCCCGGUUCUCAUGGCCGCUGCUGCCGCCGGUGUCCGUGGAGCCGGUGCUGUUCCUCUCCAUGUUCUCUCUGGCCCUGCAGGCGCCUCUGUCCACUCAGUAUCUGUGGGACCGACUCAGCGAGGACCUCGGCUACAACGGCUCCAAGAGGUCGGAGUGCACCAACGGCUCCGUGCCCCCCGACCCCCUGCAGAAGGAGGUGGAAACCCUCACAGCCCACUGGAACCUGUACAUCAGUCUGGCAGGUUUGUCUGUAGGCCUGGUGGUGGUGCCUCUCCUGGGCUCAUGGAGUGACCUUGCGGGUCGCAGGCCAGUCCUCAUCCUCCCUAACCUUGGCCUCGCGUUGCAGGCAGUCGUUUACCUCGUAGUGAUGUACCUGAAGCUGCCGGUGGUCUACUUUCUACUGGGCAGAAUGCUGAGUGGCCUUUCAGGGGAUUUCAAUGCCAUCCUGGCAGGCUGCUUUGCAUAUGUGGCUGCUACCAGUGACAGGAGGUCCCGCACCUUCAGGGUGGCAGUGCUGGAGGCCUGUCUGGGUCUGUCAGGGAUGCUGGCCAGCAUUAUCGGUGGGCAGUGGCGGCGUGCACAAGGGUACAUCAACCCAUUUUGGCUGGCCUUAGCCACCAACUUGGCCUCAGCUCUGUACGCUUACCUGUUUGUUCGAGAGUCUGUCCUGCCAGACCCAAGCGCGAAGCUCCUCACCAGUCGCCACCACAAGGCGGUCUGGCGCCUCUACUCAUCAGGAGGGAGGAGCAGUGAGGAUGGUGGAGGGUUUCAUAGAUGCAAGCUAUGGUUUUACACACUCAGCUUCUUCCUGGUGGUGAUGGUACAUUCCGGCUGCAGGGAGCUGUAUGUGCUGUACGAGUUAAGCUCGCCGCUGUGCUGGGGCCCCGCCCUCAUUGGCUACGGGUCAGCAGCUCAGCACCUGGCCUACCUGAGCAGUCUGCUGGGGCUUAAGAUCAUGCAGCGCUGCCUGGAGGACUCCUGGGUGGCUCUUGUGGGUCUGGCCUCCAACAUUACGGGGCUAGUGGUCUUCUCUGUCGCUGACACCAUUCAACUUAUGUUCACAGGUUAUGGUCUGUGUUUCCUCUUCAUGGCCACGACACCUGUUCUCAGGUCGAAGCUGUCGAAGUUGGUGGACCCAUCAGAGCAAGGGGCCCUGUUUGCUUCUGUUGCUUGUGUGGAGAGCUUAUGUUUUCUGGUGGGUAGUGGUGUCUUCAACUCACUGUACCCAGCCACCCUGCACUUCAUGAAGGGCUUCUCCUUCCUUUUUGCUGCCAUGAUCCUCUUCAUCCCCGCUGGAAUAAUAGGGACUCUUCAAUGUUUAGACCAGAGGAGAGCCCCCAGAGACUCUACAGUAUCCUGACCUGAAAAGAUGCAGAGGAAGAACCUGUCAUGUGGUUUAAGUUCCUCCUGAUGUCAUUGUGUGCGGUGAGCAGCUCUGGCACAGAGACAUCCAUCAUGUCCGUCUGUGAUCCUCAGGGAAACGAUUGUAAGAGAGUUUAGUGACUGGAUUCUAGUAACAUCAAGUGAUAAAGACCAGAGGAUGAAGAAUCAAACUUCUGUCUGACUUCACUGACAAUGUCUUAAUGAUUAGAUGCUGGACACUGGAGUUCUUUUUUAUAUUUGGGGGUCCUAAAAUCUCAACUUUGUACUCAGUAGGCGGUGUAAUGAAGAAGAUUUUAUUCAUGCUUUAAUUUAGUGAUUUGACGCAUUUUCAGUAUCAAUGCAAUGAGUGCCAAAGAAUUUUCUGCACAUUUCCAUUUUUUGUAUAUGGACUUCAAUAGUUGGCACACUGCAGAGUAAAGUGCUAGGGGAAGUGCAAGAGGACUCCGACUAACGGUACGUUUUCAAUUAUGUCAUAAAGCAGACUCACACAACACUAACCUCUUUUGGCACCUACACAAGAAUCAUAUCAAACAGUACAGAGACUGAUUAGUGCCACAAAAGAAAAAUGCAGACACAGAUGUUGUAAAAGACUUUUAUCUGAAUCGGAACAUUUCAUAAAGAAUCAUGAAAUGGAAGGAGAUAAAAGCUGCUGUUGUUACCUUACAUCUGCAAAGACAUUUACAUAGUCAAUAAAAGAUACGAUUGGCAGUUAACUAGGAGUGAUAUGUAUCGUUAUCUGCAUAUGAAAUCAGGAUAUGAGAUAGGUCACACACUUUUUGUUCCUUCUGGGAAAGCUCUUCACAGAGGUUAUCUUACACAAAGUUUAUGAAUCUGAUUGUUUCCUGUAUGCUGUUUUUCACAGAAAUAUCCUGUCAAUUAACUUAUAUUGACAAUGGAAUUUCAAUGCAGAUGUUUCAACUGCAUCUGGAAUGUACAGUAUCUUACCGAUUAUUUUCCGCUGAUUCUUCACCACGUGCAAUUUAUUUCAAAUCAGAAGUGUUUUUUGGACUAAUAUCAUCUGCUUUGAGUACACUUUAUUUUAUCUUUUUUUUGUGUGAAAACAAUGCAUUCUCCAAAACUAGGGAUGAGUCAGCAGUAUAUAAAGUGGUUAAAUUGAGCUCCACCUGCAUCAGUUAUUAUAUUCAGAUAAUAUAACAGUCUCGGUACUUAAUGUAUGAUUCUAUUACUUUGUUACUUUUGAUUGCAGGAUUUUACUCAUAACAGAGAAUUUGUACAAACAUAUCCAAACGCAACUACGAUUAAAACUGCAGCAGCAGCCUGGGAUUACUGGUUACACCUUGACCCUCCUCCCUCCCUCCCUCCCUCCUUUUCCCAUAAAGCAGAGUGCACAGUCCAAACUCCCUGAACAACAUUGGAUAGUCCCCGAGCUCAGGCCCACAGCCCGACAUGCGCACAGGGGUCACAACCUGGUUCCUCAUUGAGGGAACAAGAGCUGCCAAACAGCUUUAAAAUGCACAAAGGGAAGUCAUAACGUUAAGUGAAGCAUUAACUGGACGACUGUGAAUUGAUCUGCAUGAAGAUUGUUUUUGACACAGGGCAGCAGUUUGUUCGGAUCAUGUGAUCAAAGCCAUUCUUCAGACAAACUGAGCGACAAAACUGACCAAUGAGGCUGUGUUUACUUCAUCAUAAUCAAUAUGGGCAGUAUUCAUUUUAUUUAUUGGAAUAGAAGUGUUUUGCUUAUUUUGUGAUUAAGAUUAUGACAGCUGUUCACAUUUCACAUGUAUGUAAGUGAACUUCAAA